AAAAAAAAAAAACCCUAAUCUUUGCUUGUAAUUGUUUGCCUAAAAAUCAAAUCCCAUUUCUCUCAUAGAACAGUUCUUCAUUAUUAUUUUAUUCUUUUAAUUUCCAAUAAAGAACAAAACCCAAAUUAUGCACAGCACUAAACCCCACCAUCCACACUUCCACUCCACUCCCUAUCUUAGCCCAUUUUCCGACAUGUCCAACGUCAUCGUCCUCGACAACGGUGGCGGUUCCAUAAAAGCCGGCCAUGGCGGCGAACGUGAUCCUUCCACUGUAAUCCCCAACUGUCUCUACCGUCCUCUCUCCUCCAAGAAAUUUCUUCAUCCAUCUCCCACAACAGCUGACUCUACUGAAGACCUAACCUCCGCCGCCGUCCGCCGUCCAAUUGACCGCGGCUACCUUAUAAACCCGGACCUCCAGCGGGAUAUCUGGAACCACCUCUUUACCUCUCUUCUCCACAUUGCUCCUUCCAAUCACUCCCUUCUCUUGACUGAACCUCUCUUCACUCUCCCUUCAAUCCAGCGUGCCACAGACGAGCUUGUCUUCGAGGACUUUGGUUUCAAGUCUCUCUUCAUCACCGACUCGCCCAAUCUAGUUCAUCUUUACGAGGCGAGUAGAAGGCCUGAUGGGUUGGUGUCCAAAGCCCAGUGCAGUCUGGUAGUGGAUUGUGGGUUCUCAUUCACUCAUGCUGCUCCUGUUUUCCAGAACUUCACGCUUAAUUACGGAGCUAAGAGGAUUGAUUUGGGUGGUAAAGCGCUAACGAAUUACUUGAAGGAGUUGGUUUCUUAUCGCUCGGUGAAUGUGAUGGACGAGAGUUUUCUUAUAGAUGAUAUGAAAGAGAAACUUUGCUUCGUUUCCCUUGAUAUUGCUCGCGAUUUGCAGGUUGCCAGAAAACGUGGGAAGGACAAUCUCUUGCGCUGUACUUAUGUUCUCCCUGAUGGCAUCACCCACACUAAGGGUUUUGUGAAGGACCCAGAUGAAGCAAAGAGAUACCUCACUAUGACUGGUGGGGUUUCUCCAUCUUUAGAAACAAAAAAGGGUAUAGAUCAGCCUGAAGUUUCAGACAAGCUUGAGGAGAGAAAGAGAACUGAUUUAUCGAAAAAUGAGUUUGAGUUGACAAAUGAACGGUUUCUUGUUCCAGAAAUGAUCUUCCACCCUGCAGAUUUAGGGAUGAACCAGGCUGGACUGGCAGAGUGCAUAGUUCGAGCAGUGAAUUCCUGCCAUUCGCUUCUUCACCCUGUACUCUAUGAGAGCAUUAUAUUAACUGGUGGAAGCACAUUAUUUCCUCGAUUCUCUCAGAGGCUUGAAAUGGAGCUCUGCCCUCUUGUCCCUGAUGAGUAUCAAGUGAAGAUAACCACACAAGAAGAUCCCAUACUAGGAGUAUGGCGAGGGGGAUCGCUUUUGGCUUCAAGUCCUGAUUUUGAAGCAAUGUGUGUCACCAAGUCUGAGUACGAGGAACUUGGAUCUGCUCGGUGUCGUAAGAAAUUCUUUCAUUGAGUACUCAUAAUGCUGAAGUUUUGUGACAAUCAAACGGCAUAAAGCAAAAUGCAGCUGGUGCUAAACUUUCUUCCUACCUUACUGGUUCACAUUGGUUAUUGGCUUGCAAUGGCCUGAUCAUUAUGUUGAUCAGCUUGGUAUGGUCAAGUGUGCUAUAUCCGGGCUUCUAGAUGCUCAUACUUGGUCGGUAGGACUCUUAGUGACAAAUUUCCAUCCUGCUGAUUCCAAUUGGUGGCAAAUAUAUGGUACAAAUAAACCCCUUAUUUUCACUUCAAGGGUGUACCAUGGAAACAAGUUUGCUCAACUGCUUGUCAGACUUCUGAAACCAACCAGAUGUUACAGAUAUAUUGGAGUGCCAAGUGAUGUUGACCCAAGGUAAAAUUGUUGUUGCAUAUGAUGAAAUUCUCUGUGCCUUGAAUUUAAGAUUUGGGUUACUGUUUUUACAAUUCAUGUGGAUUUACACCAAAACUUCCAGUGGAGAUCCAAGUACCCCAUGAUUAUUCUUUUUGAAUUGUUAAUUGAUAUUGAAUCAUGAGCUCUUUAAUGUGGUCC
Manihot esculenta (cassava) is the source of this 2047-nucleotide messenger RNA. RefSeq names its product actin-related protein 6. The record is from RefSeq and is a predicted model, not a curated record. Gene Ontology annotation, cellular component: Swr1 complex. The transcript has 8 exons. Gene Ontology annotation, molecular function: nucleosome binding. Lineage: Eukaryota; Viridiplantae; Streptophyta; Magnoliopsida; Malpighiales; Euphorbiaceae. Bases 128 to 1495 code for a protein of 455 amino acids.